This is a messenger RNA of Leptidea sinapis, 5748 nucleotides long. It is a transcript of the gene Eip74EF, whose product is annotated as ecdysone-induced protein 74EF-like. NCBI's taxonomy places the organism in Eukaryota, Metazoa, Arthropoda, Insecta, Lepidoptera, Pieridae. Gene Ontology annotation, cellular component: nucleus. Gene Ontology annotation, molecular function: DNA-binding transcription factor activity, RNA polymerase II-specific; sequence-specific DNA binding. The record is from RefSeq and is a predicted model, not a curated record. Gene Ontology annotation, biological process: regulation of transcription by RNA polymerase II; cell differentiation. The coding region runs from base 671 to 2212 and encodes 513 amino acids. The transcript is spliced from 10 exons.
UGUGGACCGCCGUCGCGCGCGGACGUGUAGACGUUGUGACAUUCUGUGCUGGAUCGUGACAAGUGCUGUACGAAGUUACUACUUACAACUGGAUGUUAUUUUGAAUGAAUUUUAUAUGUGUGCGUGAUGGAUCAUUGAUAUUGGAUUGCGUUUUGGAUUUAUGUCACAAUCACCAAAUGUGUUCAAACGUAACCGACACUUCCAUUGGGCCACUCUAUAUUGAUGCUUGGCGGGAAACGCUGGAAACCUGCUAACUGUAUGAACAAUCGAGCACCUAAAGUAAGCUAGCUGUCGCGGAUUGUGCGCACACGGUGCAGGAGGGGUGCGCCGCAUCUAUGCCGCAUCGACGCAGGUUCCGCAUACAUCGGGACGUUGCCAGGUUGCUGGUGUCGAGGGGCGGUCGCCGCGGCGUGAGGUAACCUGGCCGCAACCAUCCUUUCCAACGACGACAAUAAAGCCGCGAUGUGUUCAAAAACUGUAGUUUUAAAUGUUAAAUUGUAACAACGAAUAAUGUUCCGUCCAAGACAUUGCCAAACGUUAUAACGAAUUUAUUGAGGUGUAUGCUGACAAGUGUUUAAUUAGUGUUGUGUUGAGUUUGUGUCGCCCUCUGGCUGUGUGAUAGCGCAACAAGGUGGCGGGGUCGCAUGGGCCAUCGGUUCCGGCACUGGCGAUGCCAUUUAUUGAAGACGAGUGGUGGGCAGCGGAGAAUGAGGGUAGAAUGGUCGAUCUCUCCAAUUGCAUUCAGGAUGCGGUAGCCGCUAGUGGUCAAUCAGCAGCCCAAAUGCAACUACAAAUGGCGACAUCUCUGGGCGAGUUGACGCAAACCGAGAUAUCAAACUUUGUCGGCGGGCUAACGCUAGAAGCCGACUCGUCGGAAGCAGCAGAUCCUGAUGAUAUCCUGAAGCAGCUCGGAGAGACAGCUUUUGAUAAUUUCGAUACUUUUUUUACCGACCUCACAAAUUCUACCGCCUCUGCUGUGCCACCAAUAGAGAUAAAGCAAGAAGAAAACAACAACAUAUCGUCUGCAUCUGGCAGUCAGCUGUCCUACUACCAACAGAACAACCAAAUCGUGUUGCCGGGCAACGGACAGCAACGGCUGCAACAAUUGCUGCGAUCGGGAACGAGCGCCAUCAACAAUGCUGUGACAAAUAAUAUUAACAACGGGAGAUACAACAUAGCGUCCGCGAACCCAUUGCUCGCGGAGAAGCUAGCGGCGACAUCUAGCGGCAUCAAGCAAGAGCCGAACAGUUCUGAGUACAACGGAUCCAUGAACUAUGGGAGCGCGUCGCCGAUGCAGCGGGUGCCGAGCGGGAAACCACAGAUCCAUGACGCUGGUGGAGGUAAAGUGGAUGGCGAGCCCACGGGACUAACACUGGGCGCGCGAGGCUCACUGGGUCGAGCCCUCCUGCAUGGUCUACUGGCCCCCACGCCAGCACCCAGACAUCAUCUCUACACAGCACCCAACAACGGGUCGCUGCCGCCGUCGCCGGCUGAUAGCGGCGUGUCGGACGUGGAGUCGUCAUCAUCAGGCGCCGGCUCGGCUGAGGAGCUGAAGGCACGCCUGCAGCCCCAACCUGCACCCGCGCCGCCUCCAUUCCACGCGCCCUUCCUUCCCUUCUACCAGCAACACCAGCUCGCCUCCUCGCUGCAGCACCACGUGGUGCAUCCGAGACCUCCUGGCUUAGCCGUCAGCGAGCGGGAGCCCUACGCGUACGGGUACGGCGGCGGGGGCGGCGCGCAUCACUUCGCAGCCCCCGCGCCGCCGCCCCUUCCACACGACGAGCUGCCCUACUCCGUGUUCGACUUCGGCGACUACCAACGCCACCACCACCACAACAAACUGAAGCCCAAGAAGAGGCCGCGGAGCGAUGCGCCGCCCACGCCCGGCGUCAAGCGCAAGAGCCGCGAGGGCUCCACCACGUACCUGUGGGAGUUCUUGUUAAAGCUGCUGCAGGACCGGGAGUACUGCCCGCGCUACAUCAAGUGGACCAACCGCGAGAAGGGCGUGUUCAAGCUGGUGGACUCGAAGGCCGUAUCGCGGCUCUGGGGCCUACACAAGAACAAGCCAGACAUGAACUACGAGACCAUGGGCCGCGCGCUGCGCUACUACUACCAGCGCGGCAUCCUAGCCAAGGUGGAUGGCCAGCGGCUCGUGUACCAGUUCGUGGACGUGCCCAAAGACAUCGUCGAGAUCGACUGCUCGCUGGCAUAGUUCCGGCCGGCGCGGACACAGAUGAAUCUCUGAACCUCACAAACACACACUCAUACGUAAAUAAUUAUAAUCUUCGCUGUUUUUCACUAACUUAGAUUUUCGUCUGUUACUCAGAUCGCUUCCGAUGGUGCGUGGUGCGUGGUGUGUGCAAGGACAUGUCUAUGUUGAAUAUUAUGUAUAAUAGGAGAGACGAAAUUGAUUGCUCAAACGUUUAUAUGAAGUCUAUUUUUAGGGAAAUUUCAUAAAAAGAACACAAAAUUUGCUAGAUGUUAUAGUUUAUGGUAUGAAGUGAUUUUUGUAUGAUGUUGAAACGAUUUUUGUAACGUUUGUAUUGAUGUAUACACGAUACAGCUGUACUGUACGAUGCGACAAACAGAACUUCCUACCUCAAAACUACGCAAAAUUCAUACAUAUUAUAAAUAUACACUUUAUUCGAUACAGUUUAUACAAUAUGCAAUAAGAUUAUUGUAGUCUAAAUAGAGUUUUUAUUAAAAGAAAAUAUUUACAUACGUAAAAUGUUAUCAAAUAAUAUAUAAAUUAUUUCCUCUAUUACCCUCUCACGUAUAUGUGUAUUAAUUACCCAAUUAUUUGUUGCCCCCGCGGCCUUCUAAUGUGUUUAUACUUAUAUACCUUGUUACAAAUACGAUACGCCUGAGAAAGUUUUAUAUAUACUUACUAUGUCAUAUUAUAAAUUCAAUCUUGCUACGUUACCUAUAUUAUUGUUGUAAACAUUUUCAAAUAUCUAUUUAGUCAUUAGAUAAAGGUCUAUAGGUCCGGCUAAUCCACUGUCUCAAUAUUCACUAAAACAAGAAAUACUAUCGAAAACAUUUACCUAAUAGAUAACUCAAACGAAAGUAUGAGACAAAUACUAACUGUGAAAUCAUGAUUCUGAAUUCAUUUAAUUUUGGUAUUCUACGUGCCGAUAGAUUUCAAUAUAAGAAUAUUGUUUUAGUGGAGGUUAAUAUUAUAUGUGUUUAUUGCAUACAGAAGCAUUUUAAAGUUACACUAGCAAUUCCUCAAUUUUAACACUUCAAACAUCUUUUUUAAGCCGAAUUUUUUAAUUGAUAUUAUUUAGAAUAUUUGUAGAAUCGAUAGCAAAUUCUACACGUGUACUGAAAUCUACUGCCAAGUUUUUGUUAGAAAUUGAUAAAUAGUUUAAGUGAUGAGUUUUGUGCGUUAAUUGUGUUAAUUAUUACAAAAUAGAUGUUUACUUGUAAGCUGUAUGUUCUAGUUGUUUAAUUUACUUACGUUAAGCUGUUGGACAAGAAUCUCGAGCCAGUAUAUUCAACAUAUCAGAACUCAUAAAAGAAAACAUUUUCGAUGACUCUUCGGGUUGAAAGCCAAAACCGAAGCCUUCAAGAAAACAUUUCGUUGCAUAUCAGGGAAGUUCAAACAGUGAAGUAGUUUAUAUUGUUCUAAGUAUAUUUUGUUGCAGUAAGACUCGAGAUUCUUUUUUUUUUGUUACCUGAAUAAAUAAUAUUAAUGUUUAACUACUAUUUGUGGUCCAAUGUUAUAAGAACGUGUAACUAAGUAGGUGGACUGGAUAAGCUGUACUAUAAGUUAUCUGUAGUCUACUGUUCUAUUGGCGUUGAGUUUCAUCAAACAAUGCUGAAUACAGACUAUACAGACUGUGAACACCCGGCCACAGACUACCGAUAUAAAUAAUGAUACAGUUACGUACAAUUGUCUAUGAUGUAAAUUUAUUUUUUAUACACGAAUAGGUAUGUACGUAGAAAGAGAGUUGUAAAUAAGGCUAAGAACAACCCUACAAACUGAUAUAUCGCUCUUGUAACUAUUUAACUACAAAAAUGUUUAACUGUUGUCAUUGUACGUAUGAUGUAAUAGUUCUAGAGCAAUGAUAUCAGUGUCAGAUUGAGGGUUAGUGAAGCCUUAAGAGAAACGAAUCGUUAAGAAAAUGGGUGCUAAGUGUGGGACCGUCUCAGAAUGCAGACUCAUACUAUAAAUUAACUCUAACACAUAUAAAUAAGUUUUAUAUUUGCCAGUGCGAUUACAAAUGAACUUAAAAGUGAUGAUGGAUCUCAAUGUCCGGACUGCUUCGAACAAAUCCAGUGCCCGUGUUUGUGAAAUUAAGUCGUCAUUCUAUUGUUUAAAAUGUGGAAAUUUUAUAGUAUCGUAGUUAGGUAAUUCUUAAAGAAAAGUUCUUUCAAAAUCUUUUUUUGCUUUGUAAAUAUAGAUAUAACUUAUUUAUUUUGAAUCGCGCGGGGUCCUUCGGCCGCUAAGAUCCGCGCCAUGGGCACGAUCUAUUAUCAUUGUUAUUUAUCAUUGUAGUUAUUAUUCAAUAUUUAAAAUUCUAUUUAAAUUCAAUAAUUAUCACGUAGUUACGAACGAAUAUACAAAUAAACUUUCUAUAUUUAGACAAUUCAUGAGCCCAUGUGCGGAUCUCGUUGCCGCGUGAUCUUCCUUAUUUUAGAAAAUAUCGUUCUUAUAGGUUAUUAAAUUUUAUUGUAAAGUUAUAUUAAUAAAAUAAAGGUAAAUUUGUAGGCAAUGAAUGGACCAGGUCAAGAAGCGAAGGCAGGAGAUUGCUCUCAGAAUUUAUAAUCGGCUAGUGUUGACGAGUUACCGUUAGCGGUAGGCAAUGUCUGAGCGACAUAUAAAAUGAUGCUCGAUUUAAAAAUAUUUUAGUCGAAUUGAUGUUGUUGGCGAAUCAAAGUUUCUAAUAAUUAAUUAAUGUACUUAAAUUUUCAAUGUAAAUUUUAAUGGCACUUCGAAAAAUAUUGUUAAAAUUAUUUUAAUUGUCACUAGUCUUAGUAUCAUAAAAUUCAUUUAAAUUAUUUCUUUGUAAUUGGCAAAUGCAAGCGGAAUAUACCAGUUCCGCUGUGCGACGUUGCGGUGUUUUGAGUUUAGAAGAUCAUAGACGGGACGGGACCGAUGACUGCUGGACUAGGCGUUAGUCCAUUUUCUUUUUACGUCCAUGUAACGUCCUCAAAGCAGCUAUUCUUGUCUAAAUUUUGUCCACGUAGCGUCUAUGACUUGUAGUGUUUAUGUACGCAUACCCUCACGACCCAAAUAUUUUGGUGUCGCUAGAUAGAAUGAAUAUGAAAAUAUUUAGCGAGAAGCAAUGAGAAGGUUAGUGAAAUUCGGUAUAAGGAGAGGGAAAGCGUCGUCGCGGACUCGAAACACAUUAACUAUUAAUUCGAAGUAUUUCGAUAAAUUAUAAUUGUUCGGUAAAUGUUUAAUACGUAAAUUAUCCAUAAACUUUAUGUGCUUAUUGUCUACUUUAUUUAUUUUGUCUCCGGACAGAGAUUUGCUUCCAAGGCUAUCUGGUGCCGUAAUUAAAAUUAAUUUAAUUUAUUCUGAGAGUGUGUGCGACAGUGAUUUGUGUUUACAUGCUUUUGGUUUACUGCAAUUACAGUCGGUUUAUUUUAGUUUAAGUGAAGAUUAAUAACAAAUAUUGUAUUUUCUGCGCCCUAGUUAAGUUAUUUUUCUAUGUAUAGUUAGUUAUAAGUGUAAAUGAUUUAGCACAUAAAUUUGAUGCAUGAUGAUAAUGUUAAUAAAAUAUCCACAAUAAAAUACAA